AUCACCAAAACACAGACAAGUUGGAUUGGCAGCGACACUAUUACGAUAUUUUCCCGCAUUUUUCCCCGGAAAAAAGUCGACAAAAUGGCACGCCAAACCAUGGACAACGCCUACAUGAACAGUUGGUCAGAACGAGUCGAAAAGGAACUGAGAGACAGACUAAAAUGGCACAAGAAAUAUAGCAAGGCGUUCGCAGAAGAUGGUGGCCAAACUAUCAGCGAUCCACAGGCCGAGACAAUAAGACGGUAUGUGAAGCGGCAGCUGAAUGUGCCUCCGCCUGUGCCAACGCCGCCAAAGACACGGCUCAGCGAUCAGAUUAAGGCAGACAGAAAGAAACAAGAAGAUUUAGAAUCGACAAUAGCAGAGAAAAAAGUGGAUGUCGACAAAUUAUUUGAAGAUAUGCGUCCAGCGAGUAGAGCAACACAGGCUCUGCUAUAUAAAGGAUUCAGCAAGAUCGGAGAAGGGCGACACAGUUACCUGGAAGCAAGAAAAAACAAGGGUCCUGAACAGAAAUAUAAAUUCCCUUUGACUGGUAACUGGGAGUAUGGAUGGAAUAUAAACAAAGAGAUCGGCGAGUACAAGCCCCCAACACACGGCAGGUCUCAUAUAAUACAGGAAUCAUUCUACAGAACAAACGGAGCCACACUUCUUUAAUUUAACAGAUUAUUUACACUCUGACGUCAUAUUUUCACUUUUAACAUUCAUUAGGCGUUGAGGGGGGUACUUCUACAGGGUCAAAGUUGCAUUGGUCAUAAAACGAAAAUAUGGCCAUCUAAUUUUUAGAUCGCUGUAUAAUUCAUACAAUUAAACCUGAAAAUAGAAGACAUUGAUUUAUGAAUUCAUUGACAAUCUAUGGCUUUUUAUUUUGAAAAAAAAAAACUUAUUGCGGAUCAACACACAACAUGUUUAUGAACACCGCCUUAGUUGCAACCGUCCUUCAAGAGACAAAAGAAGUUACGCGAAUAGUGAGUGCAUAAAAAGAUUGUUUUUGUCCGUCCAUAUCAACCAGUAUUACGCACAUACCAAGCCCAAAACCAAGUAAACGGCGUUUAGACUUCCAAACAUUUCCGCAAUAAACUCAAUUUGAUUGUUAGACACACAUGUCAGGCCAUUAUGCGCUAUCAUUUGACACGCGUGAAAGGGCCCGAAAAGUCCAGCUACCAUUUUUGUAUGUGUAAAUUCAAGAAGUAUUAUUUUUGAAUCAUGUAUUUAAUAUGCAGAUUAGAAUCAAAUAAUAUAUUCUGAAAA
Saccoglossus kowalevskii is the source of this 1248-nucleotide messenger RNA. Its product is annotated as protein SPMIP1-like. NCBI's taxonomy places the organism in Eukaryota, Metazoa, Hemichordata, Enteropneusta, Harrimaniidae. The record is from RefSeq and is a predicted model, not a curated record.